GAGUGCGCUGCAGACUGUACACACGGGACAGGAGGUGGGGAAGAAGGAGGAGGAGGAGGGGGAGAGACUCUUUUCCUGUUUCAUUUGAAACACACACACACUGAGUGGCUGCGCUGCUACACCGACUGCCCUGUCCCCGCCGCUGCCUGUGUCCCCUCAGCGGGGGCAGAGACUGUACCCACUAGAGAUGCGCUGACUUCUCGCCCGUGAUCAGAGGACCUCAGGACACGGGCUGCUGGAUACGGGGGGCUCCGUCCGCUGCCCCAGAGUUUGGACAAUAAGGAGCAUCUGUGGCGGGCACACCGGGGAGCGCUGUGUGUCUGUGAGACUGGCUCUACUCCUGGCGCUGCUGGUGCAGAAUACCCGGGCACUCCGUCACUGUGUGCCAGGAAUACAGAUGAAGGGUGCCCGCCUGGAAGUUACACAAAUUGCCCACACCGUGCCAGGCUUCCAGCUCUGGCUCCCCCACAUGCAGGCAGUCGGGUCACAGCCUGAUCUGACCCUAGGAGUAUAGGGUUACUCGGAUACAUCCUGGAUCACCCGCACUACAUUGGGAAGUGACUGGUGCCUGGCAGCCGGGGCAAUGCCUUUCCACCUGAGGAUAGUAGAGCCCGGCCAUGUGUGCCGAGUGGGUGCCGGUGAUGGGGGGGCACCCAGGGAUGCGCCACAUCUGCUCUUCUCCUCACUCCAAGAAGUGAGUGUGCACUCCAUGCUGCGCAUCAUCCAGCAGCUGUCUGACCUCUCCCGGCACGCUGAGGGCAUCUUCUCCAGCAUCCAUGGGCAAGCGGUGACCCUGGGGGAGCGCAGUGCCCGCCUGCAGCGCCGCCUGGCAUCCCUGCACCACACGGUCUCCCACCUGGACCACAGGAAGGUGCCAGUCCCGGUUUCCAAUCUAGAUGAUGAGAGUAAGUGGACGGUCCAUUACACUGCAGCUUGGCACCAGCAAGAGAAUGUGUUCCUCCCAUCAUCCAGACCUCCUUGUGUAGAAGAUCUUCACAGACAAGCCAAGGUGAACCUAAAAACUGUGUUGCGAGAAUGUGACAAGCUCCGAAGGGAUGGCUAUCGCAGCUCACAGUACUAUUCCCAAGGACCAACAUUCUCUUCAUCUCCAGACAUGGUUUGCACAAGUUAUCAAGAAGAUGAUGAUGAACACAGUCGAAAGUUUUCAGUCUCUUCAAAUGAAGAGGAAAGGCUCCUGACGGGGAAAAGACCCAAAACCCCUGUAUCCCAUGAGUUCUCCGAAACACACACCAACUGGACCAAGUCACUCCCACUUCCUACUCCAGAGGAGAAAAUGCGUCAAGAAGCUCAGGCAAUACAGACUGAUGUGAUACCCAUAAAUAUAACUGGGGAGAAUUUCGACCGCCAAGCCAGCUUCCGGCGGUCUCUUAUUCAUACUGACACUGUGGUAAGACGUCCGAAGAAAGUCAAAAGGAGAAAGACUAUUACAGGCGUCCCAGACAACAUACAAAAGGAGCUAGCAGGUACGGGACAAACAGGUUUUAGAGGGCAUUCAUUGCACAUACCAGAUAACUAUAAUACACUGGACAAUCUAGAACCAUGCCGCUCUCCCACGCAGCGGUCCGAUACCAGAGACUUCAGCUGCCAGACUGAUGAGAUAAAGAUAGUGCCCCCCUCUGUCCGAAGAAUCCGGGCACAGAAAGGACAAGGCAUAGCGGCACUGAUGUCUAGUUCAUCUGGUAACAUGUCCUCCCUGAGUGACCCUGCAGGAUGUACUCUGCGUCCAAAUGGCGACUUGAAUUUCCGCAGCUUGCCUAGGCCAGGAGCAAGGGUCUGUUUACAGUCUAUUGAGCAAAAGCCAGAAGGGUCCAGGCCACUGGAAGACUCUUACAUGACUUUGCCACGUCAAUUAAGCAAACUCCAGGUGGAUAAUAGUGUAAUACAUCUGAGGAAUAACCCAAGAGCUGGCACACUCCAAAGGCCAAAGUCCCAAGAAAUCCGGGGUUCAGAAAGAGUUGUUUCAAAUCCAGCAUGUGUGGUCUCUCCUAAUGCAGCUUAUUCAACAAGUGUCAUUCCAAAUGCUACGCUGUCUUCCUCCUCGGAGGUUAUUGCUAUUCAUACCUCGCAGAGUACUGGGCAACUGGACAACAAAGCAACACCUCACUGCACAUUACCCAAUACUAAAAAUGCUUACAGGGAGCGUAAUGUCAGCAUUAAAGAUGGCCGCCAUUCCUCUAGUGGUAACUGGAGCGAAAGCAGUUCUGCCAGACACUCUCAAAGUUCAGAUACAAUCUCUCCUAGCGCUAUAACAAUCAUAUCCCUGAGCGAUCCAGCUAUGUCUCUAAACAAUGCAAAUAGCGUGAACAACAGUUCUCAUACCAUGUCAUACAAAAUGAAUGCUCCCUUCAAUAGCCACUCUCUGGACAGUGACACACUCAGCGAAUCCAGCUACUCUGAUGGCCGACAAAGAAAUGGUAGCAUAACCAGCAGCAUUAAUAGUACAGACCACUGGCCUUCUGAAAACAGGGACAAUUACAAUAGUGUCCCUUUAAGGAAACCAUCAUCUGCAGUCUCUGGCUCUCCUGUGAGUAACAUGAGCACUUGUAGCUCAGAAAGGAAAGCAGACUCCAGCUCACUGUACUCUGUAGACCAUGAUGGCUAUUAUACUUCAAUGCACUUGGAUUCUGGAAUAGUUUCAAGUAAUCAGAGCCAUCACAGUGGCACUCAGAACCCACGGCACAGUGUCAUUAAUAUCUUUGAUAAGACAGAGACUCCAAACAUUGAUGAAAGGUCAAAUUAUAGUGACAAAUCUCUAACACGCAGCAUAUCUUUGAAGAAGCCCAAAAAGCCCCCUUUGCCUCCUUCUAGAACAGACUCUCUUAAACGUCCACCUAAGAAGACUCUCCAAUCCAAUGGGCAAGUACUCAAUGAAAAGCUUAUUGCUACUCUCCAGCAGUCAUUGCAGCUGAACUUGAAGAGUAAAAGUAGCAGCUCGCCAUCACAGAGCCCAUGCAGUGACUAUGAGGACCCAUGGGUACUGCGCUCUCGCAGUCAGAGUACAGUCAGUGCAAGCAGUAGCGGAAUGUCUACCACAGCUCCCAACAUGUACUCUAUUUGUCCAGUUACCCCUUCGCAGAGUGAGACUAGCAGCAUAAAGUCUGAGUAUGCUGAGCAGUGGAGCUACGUUAUGGACGAACAGACAAAAUCUACUGUGCACUUUCCUAACAAAUCGGUUAUUGAUUAUAAUACAAGGACUUCCAUCCAACAAAAAUAUAAUGGAGGACUUUCCAAAAAAGACAGUUCAUCACCGGAAAAGCCUUGUAGAGUCACAUCACCAUCUAGUGGGUAUUCAAGCCAAUCAAAUACGCCAACCAAUCUGACACCUGUGCCACUUCUGUUAAGGAACAUGUCUCCAGGAAGUGGAAAAACCAAAAUGAAACCCAAAGUGCCUGAAAGAAGAUCCUCAUUGAUCUCAACAGUUUCUAAUUCUUCAUCAUCUACAUCUCUUUCUUCAAACACAUCGGAUUCCGUACAGCAGACAACUAAAAAGCCCACAGCAGUCUUACCAUGCACUACAACACCUCCCCUCACACCAGACUCACCAUCUGCAGUGGAUGUAGUUGACUUUGGUACUUUGCCACCAACUCCAAAUUUUCCACCUCCUCCUCCAGAGGAUGCAGUAUUCCUGUCAUCUGAGGGCAAUCUAUGGCUUUCAGGUCCUGGGAAUGUGGAUAAAUGUGCACCUGUAAGCUGUCCACCACCCCUACCUCCUCCUCUACCUUUUAUGCACUCCGUGGCUUCUCCUACCCCUCCCCCUCUAAUCACAAAAGCACAGCAAAUGAAAACUAAACCAUUAUCACAUGGAAAGGAUGUUAUUGGGAAUAUUAAUUCACUAAAUAAACCUCACAACAAACAGGACUUGAUCAGGCCAAGCGCCCCUCUUGUUACUGCUCAUGCAUUGCAAAUGGUACAGUUAAGGUCUGUUAAAAAAUCAUCACAACCGGGGACUGAAACAAUAACUGAGCAGGUGGCAGAGGCCAAACUUCACGAUGAGACGUCACCAUCAUUUUCUCAGCCAUCUUCAGAGCCAUCUGCCACUCUAGACACUAGAUACGUCAGAGAAAAUAAAAAUUUUAACUUGCCAAACGAGCUUCUACAAUACUCCGAUUCCCAGAGAAAUUCAGCUACAUUUCCCACUGAUAAGACGGCAAAUGCAGAAUGCAGAGAGGUGGAAUAUCAGAAUUCAAUGCACAAUGGAAACAAAACUAUUUUGUCCGAAAUGCCAGCAACAGAAGAGAAACCAAGUACUUCUCAAGGUACACCAAGUGCAUCUCCCAACAAGAAGCCUCCUCCUAUUUCAAAGAAGCCCAAAUUGUUCCUUAUCGUUCCACCUCCGCAGCUUGAUUUGGCAGCAGAAAAAAUAGCUCAACUCAAUGAAAAUGUGAGGAGUGUGCCAGAAGACUCCGAGAGGGAUUAUGUACGCGAUAACUGUGAAGAGGUAAAUGGUCGUAUAGCAGUGGCAAACAAUUCAGAGGAGACUGUUGCUUUGGCCUUCCAAGCAAAUAAAGCUAGUCUGUCCUCUAAUGAAGUUGUGGAGAGCAACACAUUUUUCACACUGCCCCCAGUUCUGGCAUCUCCAAAUCACCAGGAAGAGGAGGAUAAGUCCAUGAUGUCUGAUGAGGUCGAUACUGCAGAUAGCAAUACAGGGAGAAGUAGCUAUGACCCAACUGCGUCACAGGAGGACGACAAUGCUGAUGUUUUUGAGACACAAGCUGCAAGUUCAUCGUUUCUUCAGACUAACAACUACUUAGAUGGCAAAGAGGAAAUAUUAACUCCAACAAGACCUAGGACCACCGAGGAUCUAUUUGCAGUCAUUCAUAGAUCCAAAAGAAAGAUUCUUGGCCGCAAGGAUUCUGAUGAUGAUCACUGUAGAAAUCUCUCUCCUUCACCACCAGUCACUCCAACUGGUGCAAUGCCAAAUGUAAGCUCCUUUAAGCAAACUGGUGCAAUCCAAAGAAGUGUACGAAAGUCCAGCACCAGCAGUGACAACUUCAAAGCUCUCUUACUGAAAAAGGGAAGCCGGUCUGAGAGUGGAUCACGCAUGUCUGCUGCAGAAAUGCUGAAACACACUGACCCAAGAUCUCAGAGAUCAAAAUCUGAUUCAUCCUUGGAACUACCAGACAGCCCAACAUGGACCUCCCCAAACAAGAACAGAAGAGCACAGGAGGAAUGGGCAAAGAGUGAGGGGCUGAUGCCAAGGAGCAUGUCUGUUUCGGGAACAAGAUACAGCCGCUCUAGGACCCCACCCUCUGCAGCUAGCAGCAAAUACAAUGUCCGGAGCCGCCUGCAGAGCAGUCCCAUGACCGUUAUCUGUGAAUGGGAAGGAGAGGCUGCUGACCAUUUAGAAAACAGCUUUUCCAAGGCACCACUUCUGAGCACAAUGAGUGUAGACAGGUUCCAAAGAACUAACUCUGAACUGAAUGACUCUUUAGGUGCAGAAGGAUCCAAUCCCAGAGUCCACAUAGACUUGAUGAGUAGAUUUAUGGAAGGCACUCCAAGAAAAGACAAUGGCUCUUCAGGAGAAAAUAGCUAAGAGACACUGAGACAAGGUGUUCAAUGAAAUGUAUUAAACCAAUCCCAGUGAAGCAGUGUGACUGCUAUGAUCAUAUAAGCAAUGUUGCACAUUGCCACGCACUUGAUACAUGUACAGUAAAUGCUUAGCAUUGUGAUCUGUGUGAGAUAGCAUUUAGCGGGAUUGACCUAGUAUGCAGCACCUGCAAACCAGAGUGUGCUGGAACCAAAGUUGGGAAAGGUAGCAGAUGUGCAUCCAGGCAUGCAGCAGGUACAGCUAAGUGAUAUCUACUAAUAGAUGAUGGGCCAUAGAUGCGCUGUUGGCAUUUCCUGCUCUGGACUCCAAUGACAGCUCUUACAAUAGGUGGGCUUAUCACACUAACCCAAUCAAGUUGCUGGUUUGUGAUUCCACUGGUACUGUAUUGCUUUUGUAUUAAUAUCGCAGUUGAGUCACCUCUCUUGUGUAUGUCCAGCUGCUGUGCAGCGGUACAAGCCCAGGUUUUUCCUAUCUAGAAUUUCAUACAACACUUUAACACACUGAAGUUUUCAUGACUUGCUCAUAGAAGUCUAUUAAGUAUAAUGCCUCUUUAGAAAUAGAUGCAAAUCGCAUAGAAGGCUGUAAGUUUAAAAUGCAAAUAUACAUGCUAAAGCAUUGCAGUGACAAACAUAACUGGAGGUAUAUAUUAGUUGCAGCAAAGGAUUUCAAUCAUUUCUGGCUAGUGCCCAUUGCAGUGCAUUGUGUAACAAACACUACCAUUUAUUAUUACUACUUUCUCAGACUGAGAACUUGCACUACAGAGCUGUUUGCGUAACCUUUAUAUAUUAAUGUUUGACCUUCUUCCUACAAAGAAAAAGACUAAAAGUAAUGACCACUGGUUUUUCUUCUCUAAAAAUGCAAAAUUUUGGUUACCAAAGAAUAGUUUUUAUUUCCUAAAAGCAGAAUGCCUGUACAAUUUCUUAACAGUUCUUAUUUGUUAAAAAAAAAAAAAGGCAUUUUACAAUUUGGACAGAAUGAGUUUGUUUUUUACUGUUUUAUAGCAUCUUUUUGAUGUAUUGUGUAGUUUUUAUAUUAUUUGUAUAUAUUAGAAUUUCUUAAUCUUCAAUUUUUAACCUGCAUUUAAAAUUUGUACAUUUUUGAGCAUUUUAGAAAGAAAGGUUCAGUAGUUAACCCAUCUGAUGCUGGAGGAGGUUACAUCAGUAUGUGAUUGUAAUAUACUAUGUUGCAGCCUCCUACAGCAAUAAAAUGAGUUAAUUUAUUUUAGUACUUCUGUGAAAUGUGUCUGUGACUCUCAUUAUUUGUAAUACUGUAAGCAUUCAGGGGCCUUCAGUUUAUUAGGACAAUGACAAUGCUGUGACUAUGCUUCAAAUAAAGCAUGGCUGAAAUUACAUUGA
Messenger RNA from Pseudophryne corroboree (corroboree frog), 6924 nucleotides. RefSeq names its product NHS like 1 (gene NHSL1). Lineage: Eukaryota; Metazoa; Chordata; Amphibia; Anura; Myobatrachidae. The transcript is spliced from 8 exons. The record is from RefSeq and is a predicted model, not a curated record. The coding region runs from base 584 to 5554 and encodes 1656 amino acids. Gene Ontology annotation, biological process: cell differentiation.